Molecule: messenger RNA, 975 nt
Organism: Radiomyces spectabilis
Lineage: Eukaryota; Fungi; Mucoromycota; Mucoromycetes; Mucorales; Radiomycetaceae
Product: CP2 transcription factor-domain-containing protein
Exons: 5
Coding region: 1-975 (324 amino acids)
Biological process (GO): regulation of transcription by RNA polymerase II
Cellular component (GO): nucleus
Molecular function (GO): RNA polymerase II cis-regulatory region sequence-specific DNA binding; DNA-binding transcription activator activity, RNA polymerase II-specific
Source: RefSeq, a predicted model, not a curated record
AUGACGUAUCUGAAUCGCGGUCAAGCGUAUGCUAUUGAUGUGGCCGAUAAACACAGUCGUAAUGAAAUCAUCACCAGCACUCUCAUCCUUACUUUUCAUGACGCCUCGCAUCGCAAACUUGCGAAUAAUUAUUGGACAUUCUGGAUGACCCAGCAAAAAAACGCCAACCGAGCAAGGGCACUAAUGCUUUCCAAUUUCGAUCGCAUCACCUUUGAUUGGAACGGUAGUCAAGGGGCCAAGAUUUACAUUCAAUUCCACUGCUUAUCUACCGACUUUUCAAGAAUCAAAGGCGUCAAGGGGAUCCCACUCCGGGGCCUCGUUUACAUCGAACGAUGCUUUUGCAAAAUUAAAUUAUUCCGCGACAAGGGUGCUGAACGGAAAAACAAGGACGACGCCAAGCAGAUCAACAAGCAAUUUGAAAAACUCAACAACGGUAAUCAGCGAUAUCAUCCCAAAUGGAUCGUUUAUCGCAAACCUCAACCUUACAGUGUAUUCAGCGAACUACCUCAAUGGGCCAGCAGUGAUCUGGAAACCGUGCCAUUGCAACUUCCGUCGGCAUCGUCUGCGGUGCCUCUUACCAACUAUCCUCCGCGAGCGCACCAACGCGUCAUGACAGCGCCUACCAUGAGCCAUGGUUUACCGUCCUCGUCCGACAUGUCUUUGUUAUCGACCAUCCCAUCCGUUCCACCUUACACCGAGCUCGGUUCCACAUUGACAAUGACCGCUCUUCCCAACUUUAUGGCCGCCAAAUCUACCAUUGGCCCUACCGAAACUCAGUGGAUGACUACCGAUCGAACUCCGGUAUUAGAUGCGAACCCACAAUGGCCGAUUUCACCGCCCCUGGCCACCGGAAUGAAGCGAUCACGAACACAAUAUGAGGAAAAUUCAGCCAUGACUACCAAAGAUCCUUCUCCAUCUACCACCGGUCCUUUACCAACCACUCAUUCUAUCGGUACAUUUCAACGAUUCACAUGA